Messenger RNA from Chiloscyllium plagiosum (whitespotted bambooshark), 1426 nucleotides. The record is from RefSeq and is a predicted model, not a curated record. NCBI's taxonomy places the organism in Eukaryota, Metazoa, Chordata, Chondrichthyes, Orectolobiformes, Hemiscylliidae.
CUCAGGAAUCUCACUCUCUGUUUCUGACUUUGCAGGUGACCCCGUGACCCUCCCACUCCCUGCUUUCCCAGGAUGUGCAUCAUGGCCUUUUCUGCCGCCAUCUUGGAGUGGCCUUUCAACUCCCGCUAGCGAGUAACCCCCUGGAACGCCGUCAAUACCCUCUAACAGUGCCAAGCGAUUGGUUUUUGGAGCCAAUCAGAGCGCAGCCUUCCUGUGACUUGACGUCGAGCUGUUGUUUGGACUCAGUGGGAGGGGGACGUUGGUGGGGUGUGGUAUUGCUGAGUGAUGCCCCUCUGAAGACAUUGGGCUGUGACUCUAUCAGUUCCUUGUGCCCACGCCCUUGGGGCCCGCUGUGAGAUACCAAUGAAAAUACCCACCAGAGUGCGUUUCCUGGCUGUGCUGGGGAGUGCCCAACUGUUGGUCAUUCUGUUGGUGUACCACGAGGGAUCACGCCAGAGGGUCAGUGCCAUCGUCAGUGCCCUCUGGAAGACAGGAUCAGUGGCCACCACCUCCCAGGCCAACAGCUCGCAGCCCGGAGAUAUCUACGCCAAUCUCAGCCUCAUCACCCACCUCCUGGUGGAUGAAGACCAGCUGCCGUACUGUCCAUCGGUCUCACCGUACCUCAGUGGUCCGAUCCGUGUCAGUUUCCCAAAGGAGCUGACCUUGGAAGAGGUGAGGAAGAGGAACCCCAUGGUGCUGGCCGGGGGGUGGUACAAACCCCCAGACUGCGAGUCGAAGCACAGUACGGCCGUGUUGGUCCCUCACAGACAGAGGGAGCAGCAUCUGAAAUACCUUCUGUAUUACCUCCACCCCAUGCUCCAGAAACAGCAGCUGCACUACCGCAUCUACAUCAUUCACCAGUGUUUUAUGAUUCCCUCCCUCUCUCUCCACCCCUCCAGGUUCAAUUUGCUGGCCAAGACAAAGCGUUCCUGGAAGGAAGAUGGGAUGAAUGGCCUCGAUUACGUUCUCCUCUCCAGAGAGUAUUUGCCUCUGUACACCAACAUCACAGUCGACAUCGGCACUGAGAAACGAGGGCCCCAGCGAGCCACGUGACCCAUCCUCACCCACCUCACUUCCCCCGGGCCAUCCCCCUUCCCUACAGCAGCCGCUACCCUCCGAAACCCAACCCUGGCCGGCCGAGGACCCGAACUCUGCAAAGGUUGAUGUUCUGGUUGUGAAUGGGUCAUCUUGUUUCUUGUUGGGUUUUAGGGGCUCGCGAGCUCUUGAUGGGGCACGCACCACCUCCCCCGCGCUGACACCCAUCGCCAAUGGACUCUCCGGACCGAAGGGACUCUCUCUGCUGUGCGCUAUCUGGUUGUACCCCCAGCCUGAGCGCCCCCUCAACGUACUGUGCGAUGUGUGCUUAGCAGCCGUGGGAGGCAUCACCAAUGGUUUCUGUUUGUGUGUGUGUGUGUGUGUGUGUGUG